Molecule: messenger RNA, 1164 nt
Organism: Cladophialophora yegresii CBS 114405
Lineage: Eukaryota; Fungi; Ascomycota; Eurotiomycetes; Chaetothyriales; Herpotrichiellaceae
Exons: 2
Coding region: 1-1164 (387 amino acids)
Biological process (GO): endoplasmic reticulum tubular network organization
Cellular component (GO): endoplasmic reticulum tubular network
Source: RefSeq, a predicted model, not a curated record
AUGUCGUGGCUUUGGAAGGGAGAUGCAAAUUCCCCAGCCUCGUUCGAGAAGGCGCUCUCAAAGCUCGCAUCCCAGAUCUCCGCCGCGAACCUCGCACUCGACACCAGUCGCAGUCGCGGCCGUCGAGUCAAAGCCCUAUGGACGCUCUACACCACACUCACGUAUCUCCUCUAUACCCUUCUUGUCGUCCUUGUCCUCGGGCCCCAGAAUUGGAACCCAUAUCACUAUGCCGGUCUCGUUGGUGCACCGGUCCUCAUUUAUGGAAUUCGAAAGCUCAUCGCUGCUCUCUUCGACUGGAGGGCAGGCCGGCAGCAAGCAUAUCUAGAACAUCUACAGAAGCAAAGGGAGCAGAAGAUUGCCGAUCUCAAAAAAGCAACGAAGUACGAUAGCACUGAGGAGCUCCUGCGGAAAUAUGGCGGCGCUCCGCCCAGCAAGACACCAUCGAGACAGCCACAACAGGGUACGAAGCGGAAGGUCAAUACUCCCUCUGACCAACCGCCUCAGCAAAGGACUGGAAUUGCUCCUCCUCCUACAGCCAACAUCCCAGGCAGAAAUAUGCCAACCCCGCUUCCUCAUCAAUCUAAUGGAAAGACCAGCAGACCUUCUACGCCUCCGACCCCCAACACAUCUUCCGUUAUGGUAGACGCAAUGGCAACUAGUCCCACACAUAUCACUCCCGACUCGCCAGGAUUUGCGCCAAAUGCGUUCUCAGAAAUCCCACCGCAGACGAGCACAACCUAUCAACAGACGCCUCAUUGGUACGAUAGGAUCCUCGACGUACUGCUUGGCGAGGAUGAGACAGCGGCCAAGAACAGGUUGGUCUUGCUGUGUUCCAGGUGCCGCCUGGUCAAUGGUCAAGCGCCUCCUGGUAUCAGAUCCCCAGAAGAACUGGGCCGCUGGAGAUGCAGUGGUUGCGGUGCCUGGAAUGGCGUGGAGAAUGAAGGGAUGAAAGUGGUCAAGGAAAUCACCGGAGCGUCGAAACCCGACUCAGGCGAAGGCUGGGAGAAAGUCCCUGGGCCUUCUGAGAUUCAGGAAGAGCCUACCGACGAAGUACCUGCAGGCGUGGAAGGAACCACGGGACUCGAGAGAGCAGAUGGGAGGGGUAUGACCAAGCGAGUUACUCGCAGCGCCGGUCGGAAGAGCUCUUUCGAGUCACUCGAAUGA